Messenger RNA from Cottoperca gobio, 2816 nucleotides. It is a transcript of the gene noazfp, whose product is annotated as zinc finger protein 330. Bases 1 to 1119 code for a protein of 372 amino acids. The record is from RefSeq and is a predicted model, not a curated record. The transcript is spliced from 10 exons. NCBI's taxonomy places the organism in Eukaryota, Metazoa, Chordata, Actinopteri, Perciformes, Bovichtidae. Gene Ontology annotation, molecular function: zinc ion binding. Gene Ontology annotation, cellular component: nucleus.
AUGAAGUCGGGAGUAUGUUUCAGACCGGACAGAUUUUCAGAACGGACCUACAAGCAGUCGGGAGUGCUGAUCAUUUCGCCCUGUGGAAACCAGUCUGUUGAACCAGCUGUUAGCCCUGUGGAAACCAGUCUGUUGAACCAGCUGUUAGCUCCGUUUAUACGAGUCAGAGAUGCCCAAAAGAAAACCGGCGCCCGGAAAAAGGCCGAGAGUCGAAAAGAGCGAGAGAAACAGUCGCGAGCCAACCGGGAUGUUAUCGAUGUGGCCAAACACCCUUGCAACUUUACCAUGGACUGCGACAAAUGUCAGAGAAAACAGAAGAACAGAGCUUUCUGCUACUUCUGUAAUUCAGUGCAGAAGCUGCCUCUGUGCGCUCAGUGUGGCAAAACCAAGUGCAUGAAGUCUUCCGAUUGUGUCGUCAAACAUCCUGGGAUCCACACCACUGGAAUGGCCAUGGUGGGGGCAGUAUGUGACUUCUGUGAAGCUUGGGUGUGCCACGGCAGGAAAUGUCUGAGCACUCACUCCUGUGUGUGUCCUCUGACUGAUGCAGACUGCAUCGAGUGUGAACGUGCUGUCUGGGAUCAUGGAGGGCGAAUCUUCCGCUGUUCCUUCUGUGACAACUUCUUGUGUGAGGAUGAUCAGUUUGAGCAUCAGGCGAGCUGCCAAGUCCUCCAGGCAGAAACAUACAAAUGUGUUUCCUGUAACCGACUGGGACAACACUCCUGCCUGCGCUGCAAGGCCUGUUACUGUGAUGACCACGCCAAGAGUAAGGUCUUCAAACAGGAAAAAGGCAAAGCCCCACCCUGCCCUAAGUGUGGUCAUGAGACCCAGGAGACCAAAGACCUCAGCAUGUCCACUCGCACUCUGAAGUUCGGCCGGCAGGCCGGUGCUGAAGAUGACGACGAUUACGGAGCGUCAGGGUACGACUCCUACUGGAAGAACCUAGCAACCGGAGGAGACAAACCUGACAACUACGGAGACGGUGAUGACGAUGAGGAAGACGACUAUGACGAGGACGAGGAUGAGGACGAUGACGAUGACGAUGAAGAAGAGGAAGAAGAAGGUGUAGAGGAAAAGGCCGCCGAUGCCGUGGCUGGUCUUAAACUGGAAGAGGCUGCCUGAGCUGAGGCAAAGACUGGAGAGCACAGUCCCAUAGAUCCAAAUGAUUCACCGCGGAUAUGUUCACUUGUUACAAUGCAGCAAUGAAUCGGGACGUCAAGAAUACAGUUGGUAUAACUAAAGCUGGGUGUCGAUACUAGUACACACACACACACACACACACACACACACACACACACACACACACACACACACACACACACACACACACACACGAUGAGUUUAUCUACAAAACCCACACAAGCAGCCACACAGUCAGUAAUGUUUUUAAGUAUUCAGUGUCCGUGCCCAUCUACAAGAGCAUUUCAGGUUAAAAAUAAUUACAGGGUUGGGUGUAAUAUUCCGAGAAAAAACUCAAAUUUCCUAGAUUAAAGUCGUACAUUUGCAAAACAAGACAAAACUCUGAAAUGAAAAGGGGAAUUUGCACAGUGUGCUUUUCUUCUUCUGAUUCAUGCUUAAGAUAAAAUGAUGAUUCUGGCUUUAAAUCACAAGUAUUAUUGUUUAAUCCGAGCAAGCUGUGACUUCUGUGGUGUGAUGAGGUCGAUCCAAGCUUGCAAAGUAAAACAAUGUGGUUCCCUUAUAAAACAAACACACAAUUUAUGAUAAUCUCAGAUUAUUCAAAAUUCUUUCUCCUGGAAAUUCAGAGUUUUUUCUCACAAUAUUUCCCCCCUCCCCCGGCUCUGUAUUUACUAAAUUUUUACCUCCAACGGCCCUUACCUAUAACAUGCUGUCAUACUUAUCUUAGAGACAACUUGUCUUCUGCUUUGUUGUUACAUCCAGGGCUAUAUUAAUGCACUAUGAGGCCACGGUGCUGAAACGGUAAAUCCCCAUAUCAAAGUUUUCUUUGAAAGAUUUCCACAAUCUUCCUCAACAUAGAAACACAAGAGUGUCAUGGAUAAUGCUAUACAUGUGUGUUAUGAUCAUCAGUUAUAAUUAUAUCAACUUUGUUUCAGCGGUAUUGUGUUUUUUUCUCUGUCAGAUUGGAGAGGCAGACGGCUCUGAAUACUACAAUACCCAUGAGCCUCAGUUGCAUCGCUUAAGUUGCAGGAACAAAAAUAGUGCUAUAGUUGCCAAAUUUAUCCAAACUUGACCAAAAUGUGAAUUAAUCUAAACUGUUUGGCUAUCUUUAUUUUGUUUGUUUGCUAGCUUGUUGUUAGCGGCACGUAAGAGAAUUUCAGGCUCAGUGAUUCGAUGAUUCCUACACGCGCUUAGUGAACUUCUACCUGUGUUAUUUGAUGUCUACGGGUUUGUUUCUGUAAUACUUUCUGAGCUAGUCAGUCAUCUUUUGUACUGAUUAUGCAACUUAUUGAACUUUGGUUGCCUGAAAUAACCCCUCCCACUUCGCAACUCAAUAAUGCACAAUAAUCCUAAACUUUGAAUUCAUAUUUUUUAUUUUUGGUGUGGUAUAUUCCCCAACACAUAGGCAGUUACACACAACACAUCCAUGUGUGUGGUUGGUAAUCCAUUCCUGUUACAGCCUGAAGUAUAACACGUUAUAUUCAUGAUGUCUUUACUGUGUAAUAAGUGUUGAUCUGAUGAGGAAUUAAUCUGCAUCAUAUUGUGGUCAUUGGAUUGGGUUUCCUUUGCUUCAAUACAACACAAAGGCUGUCCAAACAAUUUAACAUAUUUGCCCUGAUUCUUGUAAUUUGUGGAGACGUGUUUGUGUUAAAUAUGCCAAUAAAUAAUCAUUUAAACAAAGA